Messenger RNA from Lipotes vexillifer (Yangtze River dolphin), 518 nucleotides. It is a transcript of the gene SIVA1, whose product is annotated as SIVA1 apoptosis inducing factor. Lineage: Eukaryota; Metazoa; Chordata; Mammalia; Artiodactyla; Lipotidae. The coding region runs from base 45 to 518 and encodes 157 amino acids. Gene Ontology annotation, molecular function: CD27 receptor binding. Gene Ontology annotation, biological process: extrinsic apoptotic signaling pathway. The record is from RefSeq and is a predicted model, not a curated record. The transcript is spliced from 3 exons.
AGGCGAGUCGCGGCCGCAAAGCUGCGCCGCUGCGGGCCGCGGCCAUGCCCAAGCGGGGCUGCCCCUUCGCGGACGCGGCCCCGCUGCAGCUCAAGGUGCGUGUGACCCGGAGGGAGCUGAGUCGCGGCGUGUGCGCCGAGCGCCUCACGCGGGAGAUCUUCGAGAAGACCACGCAGCUCCUCUUCCGCGGGGCCCAGGCCUGCAUGGACCCCGCGUGGGAGGAAGCCUGCGCCAUCGUCGACACUCCGGAGUCCCCGAAGCCUGGCCCCACAGAAGCCCCUCGGGCCGCGCGCGGGCAGAUGCUGAUCGGGCCUGACGGCCGACUGACCAGGAGUCGAGCCCAGGCCUCCGAAGCUGACCCAGCCAUGGCGGCAUCGGGAGCCUGCUCGUCGUGCGUGCGGGCUGUGGACGGGAAGGCGGCGUGCGGCCAGUGCGAGCGGGCCCUGUGUGGGCGCUGUGUGCGCACCUGCUGCGGCUGUGGGGCAGUGGCCUGCGCCCUGUGUGCCCUCGUGGAGUGA